This is a messenger RNA of Xyrauchen texanus (razorback sucker), 4602 nucleotides long. Its product is annotated as xylosyl- and glucuronyltransferase LARGE2s-like. The record is from RefSeq and is a predicted model, not a curated record. Gene Ontology annotation, biological process: protein O-linked glycosylation via mannose. Lineage: Eukaryota; Metazoa; Chordata; Actinopteri; Cypriniformes; Catostomidae. The transcript has 16 exons. Bases 804 to 3056 code for a protein of 750 amino acids. Gene Ontology annotation, molecular function: xylosyltransferase activity; glucuronosyltransferase activity.
UGCAGAUGAGAGCACAACGGCAAUAGAUUAACAAUAUUCACAAGCCUCGAGACGUGAGAAAGACGGAAGAGGACAGAGAAUGUGGCUGGGCAAGUGGUAGAAGGUGGUUUAAGGGAUGCUUUACACUCGUUGCUUUCUUGAGCUGGUCUUUGCAUGAGUAGGAGGACUCUAUGCACACUGGCCCCGUCUCUCUGUUUUAAGAAGGUCUCCGAUCCUUUGAGGCACGUACUCUGUCAUUUCAACCUUCAUUGGACUUUUCCUCUAAGAUUCUGGAGCAUCUUAUAUCACCUUGUUUUGUCCAAAAGAUUAAGGGAUAUUUGUGUCAAGCAAUGAUUUCAUCACCACUAAAGGGUUUCAAUUGAGAGUUGCUUCAGGUUUCUCAGUCUUCUCUCUCUCUCCAUAUUUUUGUGGUCAUGCAUUGAAAUCAUUAGUUCGUACAUUGAGGGCACACCUGUCUCUUGAAUUCACUCACUUGGAUCUAACCAGAAUUCUGUGGUCAGGAUUUUAAAAAACCUUUGUAAUUUUUCCAGCAUGGAUAUUGGGAUUGUUGCAUACUUGCUUUCACACUGAAACUAAAGCUGAAAGCUGCCCGCACAAGCCAAGGUGAAAAGGAUUUCGAAGAGGUUGGGAAUAAAGCUUUCUCGCUAAUUGCUCAGUGUGGAUCAUCAGGCACAUUUUCUCUGCAUCGUUAGAAGUUCCAGAAAGCAUUUUGACUAGAGGAUGCUGCAGGAGGCCAGUGUUAGAGUGAGCCCAACCUGAUUGCUCUACUCCCCUUCCCCUGCCCGGUCCUCCACAAUCCCAGGAUGCUCUGUCCAUGCCGAGGGAAGCUGAAGUUGCUGGUGGUGUCUCUGAGUUUUGUCAUCCUGUUCACCUGGCUCUACCUGCUCGUUGGGAACUCAGAGAAUGGGCGUUCCCUGCUCCUCUCUGCAUGCCUGGUGGAGUCUACAGAAGCUCGACUGUUGGAACGGGAUGUCCUGGCAUCGCGGGUUCGAGAGGUGGAGGAAGAGAACCGGCAGAUCCGACUCCAGCUGAGCCAAUCGCAGGGCCUGGCUGUCCAGCCUGCUGAGGGUAACUAUGGCAACCAGCAAUGGGUGGCAUCGGCAGACACCGGUCCAGAGGAUGUGGAAAACACAGCCGAGGAACGGGCCAAUCACAGCGAAUGCAUUCGCUCACCCACUGCGGAGAAGUGUGAGUUGAUUCACGUGGCAUGUGUGUGUGCGGGUCACAAUGCCAGUCGGGACGUGGUCACUCUGGUCAAAUCCAUCCUUUUCCACAGGAGAAACCCCCUGCAUUUUCAUUUCAUUACUGACACAGUGGCCAAUCAGAUCCUCAGCACGCUGUUCCAGUCGUGGAUGGUGCCAUCAGUUCAAGUCAGCUUCUAUGAUGCUGAUGAACUCAAAUCGGAAGUGUCAUGGAUACCAAACAAACACUAUUCAGGAAUUUAUGGCCUGAUGAAGCUCACCCUAACCAAAGCUCUGCCAUCCUACCUUACAAAGGUCAUCGUCCUUGAUACAGACAUCACAUUUGCCACUGACAUCGCCGAGCUAUGGGCCAUCUUCCGGAAGUUCACAGAGAAACAGGUGAUUGGAUUGGUGGAGAAUCAGAGUGACUGGUACCUCGGUAAUCUGUGGAAGAACCACAAACCCUGGCCAGCUCUUGGACGUGGGUUUAACACAGGUGUGAUUUUACUUUACCUGGAGAAGCUGCGCAAGAUUGGCUGGGAACAGAUGUGGAGGCUGACGGCAGAGAGAGAGCUAAUGAGCAUGCUGUCAACAUCCCUGGCAGACCAGGAUAUAUUCAAUGCAUUCAUAAAGCAGAACCCAGUUUUUGUACAUCAGCUUCCCUGCUUCUGGAAUGUACAGUUAUCGGAUCACACUCGCUCUGAACAGUGCUACACAGAGGUGUCAGACCUAAAAGUCAUUCACUGGAACUCUCCCAAAAAGCUGCGAGUAAAAAACAAGCAUGUGGAAUUUUUCCGUAAUCUUUACUUGACGUUCUUAGAGUAUGAUGGGAAUCUUCUGCGACGAGAACUCUUCGGUUGCCCCAGUCAGGCCAGCUCAAAGAGCACUCUGCUUCAGCAAGCACUAGAGGAGUUAGAUGAAGAUGACCAGUGCUAUGAUUUUCGGAGGGAGCGAAUCAUGGUGCACAGGGUACACCUGUACUUUCUGCAGUAUGAAUACACACCUACUGAGGAUGGCACAGACAUAACACUGGUCGCACAGCUCUCCAUGGAUAGACUGCAGAUGUUGGAGGCGAUCUGUAAACACUGGGAGGGCCCCAUUAGUUUGGCCCUGUACAUGUCUGAUGCUGAGGCCCAGCAGUUCCUACGCUAUGCCCAGGCCUCUGAAGUCCUCAAGAAUCACAAGAACGUGGGUUAUCAUAUUGUUUAUAAGGAAGGCCAAUUCUACCCUGUCAAUCUGGUGCGAAACGUGGCUCUCCGCAAUGUCAACACACCCUACGUUUUUCUGACUGAUGUAGAUUUUCUGCCCAUGUACGGCCUCUAUGAUUACCUCAGAAAAAGUAUUGUUCAAUUGGACAUGGCCAAUACCAAGAAGGCUUUGGUUGUGCCUGCCUUCGAGACUUUGAGAUACCGCCUUUCCUUCCCUAAAUCUAAGGCCGAGCUGCUGUCUAUGCUGGACUUGGGUACACUUUACACCUUCAGGUAUCAUGUCUGGACAAAAGGUCAUGCCCCAACCAAUUAUGCCAAAUGGAGGACAGCCACAACGCCAUACAAAGUGGAGUGGGAGGCAGAUUUUGAACCGUAUGUUGUUGUACGGCGGGACUGUCCUGAGUAUGACCAGAGAUUUGUAGGCUUUGGCUGGAACAAAGUGUCCCAUAUCAUGGAGCUAGAUGCUCAGGAGUUUGAUCUCAUUGUGCUACCAAAUGCCUUCAUGAUCCACAUGCCACAUGCACCAAGCUUUGACAUUUCAAAGUUUCGAUCCAGUCCCAGUUACCGUUACUGCUUGACGACUCUAAAGGACGAGUUCCACCAAGAUCUUUCUCGAAAGUAUGGUUCUGCUGCUCUCAAGUACCUUACAGCACAGAGGACCAUCUGAAACCAUCUGAAAUGUUUAAAAUGUACUUUAGCACACAAAAGAAUAGCUUGAUCCAGUCCUUUGAGGCUCAAAGGCCAACAUGCUGCUCUGCCACAUGUUAAGGUGUCUCGCGUUACAAACUAAACUGCCCUGCUACAAACCCAUGACUCUGCUCAAUAUAGACUGUAAAACCUGAGCUUUAAUUCUUGUUUUGAUGCAAUUCAUCAAUUCUUAAACCAAUGCCAUCAGUACUACACCCAUCUCAGACUGGAUUGAAACACUAAACAGGGUGGCAAAAACUUGACCGAACAUUUAAACUGCACAAAACAGCAAACACUAUACGUGCUGGAACGUUUGUGAUGACUCACACAAUGCACACUGCUUUAUAGCCUAAAGAUAAUGAUAAUGUUCAAGACCUUUUUUUGACAAUCAGGGCCUUUUCUUCACUUCACAAAGACCUAUGGCUGGUGGUAUAUGGCGCUACGUUGAUUUGAACCUGGCUAUAACCAUUAAUUUGUGUAUUGAUGGAGCAGAGAAAGACAAGAGAUGAAUGAGCUUUCCAAAGACUCUUCUGCUGGACUGAAGUGUUGGGGAGGCCAACAAGACAAGAGGAACAUUUAAGCCUUAUAAUUUCCUUGAUAUUUAAAAUAUUUAAAGUAUUUUUCUUUGUUUUUAAUGAAGAUGAAACAUUUAUUAUGAACAACGACCUACAGCCUAUGUAUGUUUUACAAUAUAAAAAGAAAAUCACAUUAUUUUUUAAUUUAGAAACACUGAUUUGACUUGAAUGCUUGAUUGGGCUGUAAAGAGAAUAUUUUGUGUGGUCUUGAGGUCCUGAAUGUUAGAAAGAUGUUUUGCAUUCCGUUAGGAAUGAUUAGUCUUCUGGUGUGUAACUCCUGCAUUUAUAAUGGUCACAUAAAAAAUUCUGCAUAUGCUUAAAUGAACGUAAACAUCCAACAUCAUAGCGUUUGUGGUUCCAUGAAACAUUUUUUGCCCUGAAUUCAUAUCUUAAACUUUUUUUUUGAUCACAUUUAUCACUGUUAAAGGUUUGCACUACAUAUGUUUACUCAAUAACAUUAUCAAAACAUAGCAUAUCAUUAUGUGUACAUUUGCAUUGAGAUCAACACAAGGGACCAUAAAGAAAAGGGGUAUCCAUUUAAAACUAAGUAUAUUUGUUCUCAGUGAAAAAAAUCAACUAAUGUUUGGUUCUAUGGAACUGGCAAACAAAAUAUUUGAUGUAAAAUGUGUCAUAUUCUGGUCAGCCCGACUGGUCAAAAUCAUCAAAUGUCCAACUGAGCAUCAACUAUUUGACAGGCUGUUUGUAAAAAAAAAAAAAAAAACAUCCCAGACAUUGGUCCUGUCUUUAUAUAACAUUCAUGUCCUGCCACUCCACAAGACUGUGCAGAUUUAAGGUAAAUACCCGUGCCUUUGCUGUGUUGCGAAAACUGGAUAUUGAUUGUACUACUGUACGGAUCAGCGGGGCCUGCAAAUAUACAGGUACUCUAUUUAUUAUUGUUGACUUAAAUCAAUCAUAUUUUUCUAUGUAGGGGACAAAGUGCUUUAAAUAAAA